AUGGCUAUGGUAGUUAUUACUGCUCCUGAUUCUGGCACUGGCAUCCGUGGAAUAGACAUAAUAUGGAUUCUAUCGGUCAGUUUUGCCUGUGCAACAGCCAAAGUACUCAUCCAUUCUUCAUUUUCAUUUUUCCACCACCUAUCAACUAAUAAUCCUGAAAAGAAAUUGUCCACUUCUGUUUCAGAAAAUGAUCAGUAUAAUAUAUUACACAAUAUUUUAAGUGAUUAUUUUCAGUUAAGUAUCAAUCUUGAUAAGUUAUAUAACCAAUGGACAACAGUUGAUGAAAACUUCGGUAAAGUAGCUAAGCAUUUUCCAGGUGUUAGAAUACUACGACAAGAUCCUACAGAAAAUCUUGUUUCUUUCAUCUGCUCUUCAAACAAUAAUAUUGCCAGGAUUACAAGUAUGGUAGAAAAGCUUUGUCAGAAAUACGGAUCCAAACUACUUGAAGUGAAUGGAAGGAUGUUUUAUAAUUUUCCUUCAUUAGAAGCUCUGGCGGGUGAGACUGUAGAACAAGAACUUAGAAAACUGGGAUUUGGAUACAGAGCUAAAUAUAUUAGUGAAACGGCAAAACAUAUCACUCUGAACCUUUCUCCUGAGUGGCUGGAAUCGCUAAGAAAAGUUCCUUAUGAAGAGGCUAGAACUGCCUUGAUGCAACUCCCAGGAGUUGGAGCAAAGGUGGCAGACUGUGUGUGCUUGAUGUCUUUAGACAAACCGGGUGCAAUACCUAUUGACACUCAUGUUUGGCAGAUCACAGUUCGAGAUUAUCUUCACCAUUUGAAAGCUACAAAAUCACUUACAGAUAAGGUGUACUCACAAGUUGGUAACUUUUUUAGGGAGCGAUUUGGAGAGUAUGCAGGCUGGGCACAUUCGGUCCUAUUUUCAGCAGAUCUGAAGAAGUUUAAAGAGAAGAAAACUUCCAAAUAAACAACAUUGUGACUUUUAAUUGACAACAAACUAGAGAUUUAAUGAAUCUAUGUAUUUUUUAAUACAAAUUUUAUUUUUAGUGAUAAAGAAUUUUUAUAACUAUUGAUGAGUUAACAUAAUUUUUGAUGAUCUGUGUAUUGAAUUCCAUAGACUGUUACAAUUAUCUGUUGGUUGUCAUAGUUUUUAACACGUGUUGUUAUGG
This is a messenger RNA of Limulus polyphemus (Atlantic horseshoe crab), 1126 nucleotides long. RefSeq names its product N-glycosylase/DNA lyase-like (gene Ogg1). Bases 1 to 924 code for a protein of 307 amino acids. Gene Ontology annotation, cellular component: nucleus. Gene Ontology annotation, biological process: base-excision repair; nucleotide-excision repair; base-excision repair, AP site formation. The transcript is spliced from 6 exons. Gene Ontology annotation, molecular function: 8-oxo-7,8-dihydroguanine DNA N-glycosylase activity; damaged DNA binding. Lineage: Eukaryota; Metazoa; Arthropoda; Merostomata; Xiphosura; Limulidae. The record is from RefSeq and is a predicted model, not a curated record.